Phragmites australis (common reed) is the source of this 1935-nucleotide messenger RNA. Its product is annotated as cyclin-B1-3-like. Bases 364 to 1722 code for a protein of 452 amino acids. The record is from RefSeq and is a predicted model, not a curated record. Gene Ontology annotation, biological process: regulation of cyclin-dependent protein serine/threonine kinase activity; mitotic cell cycle phase transition. The transcript is spliced from 7 exons. NCBI's taxonomy places the organism in Eukaryota, Viridiplantae, Streptophyta, Magnoliopsida, Poales, Poaceae. Gene Ontology annotation, molecular function: cyclin-dependent protein serine/threonine kinase regulator activity. Gene Ontology annotation, cellular component: cyclin-dependent protein kinase holoenzyme complex; centrosome; nucleus.
AAUAUCUCAGCACUUUCCAUAUCUGCUCACCCACCGACCCGAGUUCUCCUUCCCUUCUUCACCCAAACGGCUAAAAAAUUCGGAACAGCCAACCCCAGCCGUCCGAUCCUCAAUCUGGGCGCCAUCCCACCACAGGUUUCCAUUAAUUAAAAUUCUGACCGUUGGAGACGCGAAGAGAAAUCCCACCACAAGACUACCAGCCGUCGAGCCCCCCAUUUGCCUUCUCCGCCGCAUCUCGUGUUCUACGAGCCCUCGAGAACGCAAGAUCAGGCAGAGAAGGGGGAGGAGAGAAGAGGUCGAAGAAGGAGAGAGGAGGAGAAGGUGUGAGGGGGGUUGCCGGUUCGCUCUUCUUGGACGGCGACCAUGGCGUCCAAGAGGCAGGCGGGUCCCAGGGGCGCUGUUCCUGCUCAGGAACAGAAGAAGGGUGAUGCGGCGAGGCUCGUCAGGAGGCCAAUGGCCACAGUUCCUCAGGAAACAGCAAGAAGCCGCAGGGCUCUUGUCGAUGUCGGCAAUCUCAUCAAUGGCCGGCCUGCUCUUGCAAACCGUCAGAAGCCAGUGGUUGUAGCAGCUGAAAAAUGUGGGAAAGUGGUCCCUCCGCUAGCAGCAAGGAGCCGUCGAGCUCUUAUCGACGUCGGCAAUCUCAUCAAUGGCCGGCCUGCUCUUGCUAAUCACCAGAAGCCAGUGGUUGCUGCAGCUGACAAGCGUGGGAAAGCAGUCAAGCUGAAGGAGAGCAACAAAUUGAAGCCUGAAGUAAUCGUGAUAAGUUCAGAUUCUGAGAAUGAGAAGAAAGCCUCAGGGGGUCAGAGAGUCGCUAGGAGGGCACCGAUCCAUACUCUUACAUCAAUCCUGACAAAGUGCAGCAGGGCUUCUGAUGGGGUGAUCUCCAGUCCCAAGAAGAUGCAGGCUUAUGACAUUGAUGCGCCUGAUGCUCGCAAUGAGCUAGCAGUAGUUGAAUAUGUCGACGACAUCUACACUUUCUACAAGAGCACUGAGAGUACCUCCCUACCUCUCAGAAGCUAUAUGAACUCACAGACUGAGAUCAAUGAGAGAAUGAGAGCUAUCCUUAUUGACUGGAUAAUUGAUGUGCAACACAGGCUUAUACUAAUGCCAGAGACACUUUAUUUGACUGUCUACAUAAUCGAUCAGUACCUAUCCAUGGAGAGUGUGCCGAAAAAGGAGCUGCAGCUCGUCGGUGUAAGUGCCAUGCUCAUAGCAUGCAAGUAUGAGGAAAUAUGGGCUCCCCUGGUUAAGGAUUUGCUGUGCAUAUCAGAUAAUGCCUUUAGCAGGGAGCAGAUGCUGACCAAAGAGAAGGACAUACUGAACAAGCUCCACUGGAACUUGACAGUUCCAACAAUGUACAUGUUCAUUGUUCGGUAUCUGAAAGCUGCAAUGGGUGGCAAAGAGCUUGAGAACAUGGCGUUCUUCUACACUGAACUUGCAUUGGUUCAGUACUCGAUGCUUGUUUAUUCUCCAUCAGUGACUGCAGCAGCUGCUGUCUAUGCUGCUCGGUGUACACUUGACAUGAAUCCACUGUGGAGUGAUAUCCUGGAGUAUCAUACUGGCUUAGCUGAGCCACAGUUACUGGACUGCGCGAGGCGCCUGAUGAGCCUCCACUCCACAGCACCGGAGAGCAAGCAGAAGGCUGUCUACAGAAAGUACUCCAACCCCAAGCUCGGGGCCGUGUCGCUCCACUCUCCCACCAAAAGGCUACUCGGAGCCUGAGGCUGCUGCUGCUGCUCAUUUUCUUUUGUCUCUUGGGAAAUGCUAUUGAUGUAUGUAUCAUCGCUUCGAUGGUACCAUUUCGGUUCUGUGCCUGCUCUUUGCUUUGAUAGAGAAGCAGAGCAAUCAGUAGUUUUUGAAGACUUGAAACAUCAGAAAACAUGAAGUGGUUAUUAUUUGGUUCAGUUAGUGUUAAAACUACGAUGUUUUGUGAAA